Hermetia illucens (black soldier fly) is the source of this 3597-nucleotide messenger RNA. RefSeq names its product zinc finger protein 567 (gene l(3)neo38). Gene Ontology annotation, cellular component: nucleus. Gene Ontology annotation, molecular function: RNA polymerase II cis-regulatory region sequence-specific DNA binding; DNA-binding transcription factor activity, RNA polymerase II-specific. The transcript has 5 exons. Lineage: Eukaryota; Metazoa; Arthropoda; Insecta; Diptera; Stratiomyidae. The coding region runs from base 185 to 1231 and encodes 348 amino acids. Gene Ontology annotation, biological process: regulation of transcription by RNA polymerase II. The record is from RefSeq and is a predicted model, not a curated record.
CGUUCAUCGGUCGGCCCCUUACCCAACAAGAAUCCACCCCCUGUACAUAACCUGGUCAUAUGAUUCUCGGGUUGCGUGUGUUCUGUCAGGUCGUGUUCUUGGCAGGAUUGUUUCGUGCGCUUUCACUGCCGCUUUGUAUACGUAUUAGGACACAUUUAGAUGUAUAUUUGCAAACAGUGCCGCGAUGCAGUACGGACAAAACAUCUCGAUUCCAUAUUCCCAGCCGCAAAGUGAUUUGAAUUUUCUAAAUACCGGUGACCACAAGCCGAAAAUUCAUCCGAAAAUCGAACGAGAUCGGGAAGAAGUAAUAAACCAGCAAAUCCUUCAAAAUGUGAAUCAGUCGUGGCAAACAUUAGCCAACACCGCUAAUACCGUUGACUACUCCUCUCAUCUGCUGUCUGCAACACUGCCAAUUUCAAUACAACACUUCCUCAAAUACUCAGAAACGAUAAAAAAAGAAUCGUCAGGGAUCGUUGCAACACCUCUAAACUCAGGGAAUUUAAAUUUAGGCAAUAUAGAUACCGCAUCCGGAUUUAAUUUAAAAGGUGAAGUUUUGAAAAAUGGCACGAAUUUAAGUUUAGCAUUGGGCGGCGUUGCAUUAGCCAACGCAAAUACAAAUGGCGCUGGCUUGGGAAUGGACACUACAAACGGGACAGCAGGCAAUGGUCAUGUUCAUAAUAUACCGGAAUCAACUACAACUUCAAAUACAGCUACAACGACUACAACAACUAAUGGUAAGAAACCGAAAAAGAAGAAGCCGCCGAAGGAGAAGAAACCCCGUCCAAAACCUGGUGAAAUACGUGAAACUAAGGCUUUAGACGGUUCAACUCUGUUCUGUUGUCCCGAAUGUCAGAUGGCUUACCCGGAUAGAAGUCUUAUUGAACAGCAUGUGAUCUCGCAUGCGGUGGAACGUAGGUUUGUUUGUGACAUUUGCAAUGCAGCGUUGAAACGGAAGGAUCACUUGACCCGACAUAAAUUAUCUCAUAUACCGGAUAGACCUCAUGUGUGUAAUAUUUGUAUGAAAUCCUUCAAACGCAAGGAACAACUCACUUUGCACAUAGUAAUUCACUCAGGCGAAAAGAAACACAUUUGCCAGGAAUGUGGAAAAGGUUUCUAUCGUAAGGAUCACUUACGGAAACACACUCGUUCGCAUAUUGCCCGACGGGUCAAGUCCGAGGUUUCAGCGCAGACAGGAAGCAAUGGCCAGUCGGUUUCAUUACACGCUUCCUGAGGUUCGUAUAAGGACUUUUGGUAGAUUUUGAAGAACAUUCUUCUAAUUGCAGCCUUGAAACAACAGGCUCGCUAGGCGAAAUUUCUUUCGAUUCAAAAAUAAAUUUUUAAAGUGGCUACGCCAUUUUGAAAAAUUGCUUUUGUUUCGAAAAGAAACCAAGCCAUGAAGAAUCUUACAAAGUCUAUCGAAAGUUCUGCUUAAAGUUCAAUUUUUUCCGGAAACAACAGCAAAAGAAAUCAGUCCUACAAAAACGCGCGAAAUAAAAAAAAAACAAAUAUUUAAAUUUAUUUCAACCAAAUUUUUCCAAAAUUUUUAAAUUUUAAUGAAAGAAUGAUGUGAAACAUGGAAAAGCAAUUUUUUUAUAAAACAGAAGAAUGUGUGAGAAGAUAAAUUGAGAGAGACAGAGAGGAAGAAAGAGAGAGAGAAAGAGAAAAAGAAAGGAUUUAAUAUUUUUAUAUAAUUAUUUUUUUAUCAAAAUUCCUCUAAUAUUAGUGCGUAUAAAUAAAUCAAAAUGUUUGGAAUAUUUUUCUAGUGAUUUAGUUUAGAAACAAAAUAUCCAAAAUUUAAACUCCGAUAAUCACCUUCUCAGUUAAUUUGGAAUCUGUUUUUGGUUUCUAAUUCGGGCCUGAAUAUUUUUAGUUUUCAAAUUAAUUUUUGAAUUAUUUUGUAAGUUUUUCUGAAAAUGUGAUUGAAUUGGUCGUUUUCAAAAGAUAUCUGGGCUUUUAUUUGAGCGAAGGUCAUUUUGCUGUGAUGAAAGACGAGUUUUUGUACUAAAAAUAAAAAAAAUAGUGUUCUAUGGAAGCAAUAAUAGUUUACAAACGCAUUUUGUGUAUGAAUGCCAAUGAAAUCGCUUAGAUAGAAGUCCAUCUUUUACUGUAACGCGAUCACUGUGAUCUUGGUAUAUGAGAAUUUUAGUUUUAUGUAAUGAAUUUGUUAAAUAUUUUUAUAAUUUGGUUCCGAAUUAUUUAUCUUACAUUGAAUUUCGUGUUUCGUUCAUAUAUGAUAAGGGGAAUAGGAAAGAGGGUAUGAAACAAAACAAAAAAUAAGAUAAUUUUUUCCAAGUGAGGGAUAAGUUUUUUAUUAUGUUCUUGAUGAAAAACACAAGAAAGUAGGUUGCACAUUGGUUUGUGCAACUAUGAAAAUCGAGUAGCUUAUCUCUGUCAAGUCAAAACCAUUCCAAAAUAUACAAAUUUGCAUUAUUUUUCUACAAGCCUCCAGGCAAAAAACUACAAAAUAUAAUAAUGAAUAAAUACAAAUAAAUUCAUUACCAAACAAAUAUACAAACGCUGUAACAAUACCGUUCAAGAAUUUUUCUUAUUUUGGAAAACAUAUACAGAUGCAAAUAUAUUUAAUAUUAAGAGAGAAUUUAAAUAGUAAGAAGCUUUUAAUUACUCGGUUUUAUCACGACGAUGUUGAUACAUGCAAUUAUCAGUGAAAAAAAGUAAAUGGCAUUAAAUUUAAGAAAAAAUACACUUUUAACAAUAUUUCCAUUUCUUUCGUAAAUAGACCGAUUCAAACAAAGCUACAAAAACAAAAACUACUCAACAAUUUGUUACACAACAAUAAAACAAGAAAAGCAACAAAUUACAAGAUAUUUUUUUGUAAAUUACUAUAUCUUACAAACACAAAAUAGUGAAAACAGAUAAUAUAAAAUUAUGGAUUGAAACAAGACAAAAAUCUACUUGUAAAAGUACAAAUCUUUACAGAAACAAAAAUAAAACUAAGAAUAAUAUUACUAUUAACUAAAUUGUAAUCGUAAAUAUAAAACAAGAAGGAUAUUGUGAACAAAGAACAAACGAAUGAAAAUAUAAACUUAAUAAAUUUUACUGAUAUUAACAGAGGAUUAUCGAAGUAAUUUAACUUGCUAAAAUAAAUCUAGUGGAAACAAAAUAAUUCCAAUUCAUUUUAUAGAGCAAAAUCAUUCUAAACGUCACAAAACUGGAAUAAGGAAAAGCAUCGUUUGUUGAAGUGUUUUAUAGUAGAAUUUGUGGCUUCCAUAAUACAAAAGUGUGAAUAUUAUUGAAUUUAUAUUUAUAUUAUUAACAAUUAUUUAUUGAAUCUGCAAGGAGAGCCAAACAAAAAAAAUGUACCAAUUUUAUUCGAAAAUUCAUACGUGCAAAAGGAGGGAGUCCAUUUUUUUUCAUCAAGUAUAGUCAGGUGGGGUAUCAAAUUAAUGGUCUCGGUUAGUAGUUUUCGAAGCCGGGUUUAGUUUUGAUAUUUGUUGGAAAGGUGGGGAAUUCGGACGGUGGGAAGUAAUCAUUCAUUUAACGGGGCCAUUCUCAGAAACUGCCCAACCGAAAAAUCAGAAAAAAAUCAAGAGGCUGUCACUAUAUGGUGGGUAGGCUCCGAAAUACCUUCCAUACCGA